Lacerta agilis (Sand lizard) is the source of this 3563-nucleotide messenger RNA. RefSeq names its product zinc finger protein 598, E3 ubiquitin ligase (gene ZNF598). Lineage: Eukaryota; Metazoa; Chordata; Lepidosauria; Squamata; Lacertidae. Gene Ontology annotation, molecular function: ubiquitin protein ligase activity; ribosome binding. The record is from RefSeq and is a predicted model, not a curated record. The coding region runs from base 113 to 2761 and encodes 882 amino acids. Gene Ontology annotation, biological process: rescue of stalled cytosolic ribosome; protein ubiquitination. The transcript is spliced from 12 exons.
CGUCUCUGUGCGGGCGAGGGGGGCGGUUGCUAGGCUGCGGUCCGGGCCUAGUAGGCCGCAGGGGCGGCGUGGCCGGCCAGGCAGGCAGCCGAAAGGACGGCGAGGGAACGCCAUGGCGGCUUCGCCUCGGCCGGAGCCGCGCGGCUCGGAGACACCCAGCAGCUGCGUGCUGUGUUGCGGAGAGCUGGAGGUGGUGGCGCUGGGCCGGUGCGAGCACCCCAUCUGCUACCGCUGCUCCGUGCGGAUGCGGGCGCUCUGCGGGGUGCGCUACUGCGCCGUCUGCCGGGAGGAGCUCGCCCAGGUGGUCUUUGGGAAGAAGUUGGCAUCCUUUUCAACUAUUGCACUCAACCAGUUGCAGCAUGAGAAGAAAUAUGACAUCUAUUUUACUGAUGGAAAAGUUUAUGCUCUCUAUAGAAAGCUUCUGCAGCACGAAUGCCCACUGUGCCCAGAGGCCAAGCCAUUCGCCACCAUUGUCGACUUGGAGCAGCACAUGAGGAAGCAGCACGAGCUCUUCUGCUGCAGACUGUGUGUGAAACACCUGAAGAUCUUUACCUAUGAGCGCAAGUGGUAUUCACGUAAGGACCUUGCCCGGCACAGAAUCCACGGGGACCCCGAUGACACGUCUCACCGCGGCCACCCCCUGUGCAAAUUCUGUGAUGAGCGCUACUUGGAUAAUGAUGAGUUAUUGAAGCACCUGAGAAGAGACCACUAUUUUUGCCACUUCUGUGACUCUGACGGGGCACAGGAAUACUACAGCGAUUAUGAGUACCUCCGGGAACACUUCCGCGAGAAGCACUUCCUCUGCGAAGAAGGCCGGUGCAGCACCGAGCAGUUCACUCAUGCCUUCCGGACUGAGAUAGACUACAAAGCCCACAAGACGGCCUGUCACAGCAAGAACCGGGCAGAGGCCAGGCAGAACCGGCAGAUUGACCUCCAGUUCAACUAUGCGCUGAGACAUCAGCGGAGAAAUGAGGGUGUCGUGGGUGGCGAGGACUAUGAAGAGGUUGACCGAUACAACAGGCAAGUGAGGGGAGGCCGGUCAGGGCCACGAGGAGGGCAGCAAAACCGGAGAGGCAGCUGGAGAUACAAGAGGGAGGAAGAAGACAGAGACAUUGCAGCAGCUGUCAGGGCAUCCGUAGCCGCCAAAAGGCAAGAAGAGAAGAAGCGGGGGGAGGACAAAGAGGACGGCUCCCGUGCCAAAAAGGAAGAUGCAAAAGAUCUGGACAUGAGCACCUCCAAGCGGGGACCAAAACCUCCAGCCGAUGUGCCAGCUCCCAAGGAAACUGCUGCAAAGGCUGUUUUGAGCCAAGAUGACUUUCCUGCCAUUAACUCGACAGCAGUGGGCUCUGUGCAGAGCUCGGCCCAGCCAGCCUCGGUGAAACUAGACGAAGAGGACUUCCCAAGUCUCUCUGCCUCCUCCUCGACUGCCCCCACGGUCUCAUCGGCCAUGUCCUUGACCUACACGGCCACAGCCAGGAGGUCGGCCUUUCAGGAGGAGGACUUCCCGGCCUUGGUGUCCAAAGUGCAGCCAAACAUCAAGGCGGCCUCGACCCUCACCUCCGCCUGGAACUGUAGCUCAGGCAAGAGCAUGGUGAAAGCUGUGCCGACCAGCAACUCCAGUGCCAGCCAACCGACCAGGAAGGCAGUCCCCAGCAGCAGCGGCAAAGCCAGCAAAAAGAACAAGGCUGCCCUUUGCAGUGACGACCAGGAGAGCGGCAGUGGCCUGACUAGCCAGGAGAUCCGCAGCGCUCCGACCAUGGUCGACGUCUCCUCUCUGCUGGUGGCCUCAAACUCUCAGACUUUUGUCAAAGUGGGCAAGAAGAAGAAAGUUGGGGCCGAGAAGCUGAGGGUGGCCUCUCCCUCCAUCUUGCAGGAAGCACCACCUCCUAUCCCUUCUGCGGAGAAGGCACUGGAAGCUGAGCAGGUGCCAAACUUGCCUGCCAGCGCUGAUGUAUCAGCUAUUGUGAACGGUCACUCGGAGAAGUGUGUGGGCACUUGCAAUGCUUCUAAAGAGCCCCCUGGUUUGAAUAAGCCCCCAGCAGCCAGCCAGACCCUGCUGCCUCAGGAAGACUUCCCAGCCCUCGGAAACUCUGGACCACCCCGAAUGCCUCCACCCCCAGGCUUCAACUCUGUGGUGCUGCUUAAUAGCCCCCCACCACCUCCGGGACUGUCAGUGCCUCUUAGCAAACCACCCCCUGGCUUCACUCCUAUUCCACCCACUAGCAUCUCGGAGUCUGCCCCUGUUCCUGUGAAAGAGCCAAAACCUUGUCAGGGACCCUAUUUGAUCCUGGAUAACUUCCAGCAGCGGAACAUCCAUCUAAUCCAGUCAAUCAAGGAAUUUCUGCAAGAAGAUGAAUCCCAGUUCAACAAAUUCAAGACAUAUUCUGGGCAGUUCAGGCAGGGUCUGAUUUCUGCAGCUCAGUAUUACAAGAGUUGCCAGGAGCUGCUGGGCGAGAACUUCAAGAAGAUCUUCAACGAGCUCCUUGUGCUGUUGCCGGAUACGGCCAAGCAGCAGGAACUGCUUGCCGCUCACAAUGACUUGAAGGCCAGGCUGGGCUCCUCCACUUCCCCCAUUGGUAGAUCCAGGAAGAACCGGAAGAGCGCCUGGCAGACAGACUUGGGCUCCGACCUCGACUGUUGCGUCUGCCCCACAUGCCAGCAGGUGCUGACCCAACAGGACCUCCUUUCCCACAAAGCCUUGCAUAUGGAGGAGGAGGAGGAAUUCCCCUCCUUGCAGGCUAUCAGCAGGAUCAUCAGCUAGCUGUUCCAGGCAACUAAAUAAAGCCAGUCUCCAUCUUUUAAAAAUGGCAUUUCUUGGAAGGCAGGCUCUCAGAAGAGUGUAAAGCAGCCGGCUCUGUGGGCAGGCAGAGGGAGUUUGUGGAAGGUACUGGCAAGCUAAGGGGGUUCCUGGGUGACAACGGGCCUCCUGCCACAAAAAUGGGCUGGAAUUGCAAGUUCCCAGUGGGUGGAGCCUAGUUUGCCACCACUGUUGAUGAAUUAGCUAGUUUCUGACCUUGGCACAAUACGGAAAUAUGGGCAGGGAGGGGUUGUCUUCAUUUGUAAAAAAUAAAAAAAUGGGAAGGUUACCAUUUUGGUUGCAGAAAGCCAUUGAGAAUGGCUCAGAAGCAGUCACACAUAAGAUGUAAGUUGUGUAGGCCACACAGGAUGGGUGUUGGGAAUGUAGAGCUGGGCAAAAGUGCCAUGGCAAGUAUGGAUUUGGGCCUCUCUCUGGCCCACUCUUGUCUCCCACCCCAAUUCAGCUCUUUGGAUGAGUUUCUUCCAUCGACAGGGAUGGAACUUCUUAAGAAAAUAUCUGCAUCUAGACUUCAAAGCAUUUUUUCUGUCAAGCUUAAAUGUUUCUCUCCAAGGAAACCCAGAUUUGUUCUGUUAAAACUGCAUGUAGGUUUAAAAAAUGGUAUUCAAUGCUUUUUCUUCUCUGUGUAAAAUGUGCAUUUCUGCCUUUGUGAUGCGAGUUCAGUUAUUUCCAUUGUCUUUGAGGAAUCUGUGCUGGCUUAGAUCAGCCAGUGGUUGGCUCAUUAAAUGCUGCUCCACAUUGACCACCA